Molecule: messenger RNA, 1667 nt
Organism: Nasonia vitripennis (jewel wasp)
Lineage: Eukaryota; Metazoa; Arthropoda; Insecta; Hymenoptera; Pteromalidae
Gene: Sc2
Product: very-long-chain enoyl-CoA reductase
Exons: 5
Coding region: 616-1518 (300 amino acids)
Biological process (GO): very long-chain fatty acid biosynthetic process; regulation of transcription by RNA polymerase II
Cellular component (GO): mediator complex
Molecular function (GO): oxidoreductase activity, acting on the CH-CH group of donors; transcription coregulator activity; protein binding
Source: RefSeq, a predicted model, not a curated record
UUUAAGGAUGGUAAUGAGUUCGCUCUCGUAUUCGGAGAGUCGUCGAUGAUGUUAUGCCGCUGUACGGGAAAACCAGUUUGCGGUAGUCGAGAAUGUCGAUUCGGUCACCUUUUUUUUUUACAACUCGCGCGGCGAUUUCGAGUUCUCGACUUCGAUGCCCCGACGGGGAAGCGCGUGUGAAGCCUUUAAUUAUACCGUUAGAUCGAACGAGAGCCGAUGGGAGAGGAGAAGUACGGAGGAGCGCGUCUUCCCGUCAACGGCUCGAUUUUUUCAAUGAACAUUUUUUUAUCUCCAAAAACAGGCUGUAUAAGCACAUAAUUACAGAAAGAUGUAGGUAUCCGAGUGAAGGAAGAUGCCUCGAAUUUUCCUCGAAAUAUAAUUACACGGAGCUAUACGGCGGCGGCGCAGUACACAGGCCGGUGGUAAUUGAUGUUGCUCUCGCGGUGGCGCCGUCAGCGGCGAGCGAGCGACGCGCGUUUCGACAAACACAUACGCAGACAGAGUACAGACACACGGCGGCCGAACGCUGCGUGGAACGGUCGAGAGCUGCUGCAGCGCGUGCGGACGUAACAGAGCGACGACAAUUUUCCCCCUCGAUCAGGCGAGCUUUCCACGAUGGAGCUCGAGGUUGUGUCGGCGGGCAGCUCGAAGAGCAUCGCCUCCGUGACGGUGUCGCCGACGACGACGAUCGCCGAGAUCAAGCAGCAGCUCCACAGUCUGAAGAAGGCGCCCUACGCCCAGAGACAAUGCCUCAGACUGGAACCCAAGGGCAAAGCUCUCUCGGAUUCGGAGACGGUCAAGAGCCUACAGCUCAAGUACGGCUCGAAGCUGUACUUCAAGGACCUGGGGCCGCAGAUUGGCUGGAAGACUGUCUUUCUGGCUGAGUACGCCGGACCCCUGUUCGUCUACCUCUGGGUCUACCAGAGGCCAUGGAUCUUUUACGGAGAUGUACCCGAUGCAAAGAUUGACAGCGUAGCGCACUGGGCAGCGGCGUGCUGGUCCCUUCACUACGCCAAGAGACUACUAGAGACCUUAUUCGUUCAUCGCUUUAGCCAUGCCACUAUGCCAUUGAGAAAUCUUUUCAAGAACUGUUCGUAUUACUGGCUGUUCACAAUGUACGUGGCGUACCAUGUGAAUCAUCCACUCUACACACCACCCAGCUCAGCCAGAUUUGUCAUCGGUGCUGCAAUGUUCUUCUUGUGCGAACUGGGUAACUUGAGUAUUCACUUGGCGCUGAGGAAUCUGAGACCACCAGGGACUACGAUAAGGAGGAUUCCGGUGGCCACUGGCAAUCCGUUCACAUUGUUAUUUAAUUUUGUAUCUUGCCCUAACUAUACGUAUGAAGUUGGAAGCUGGAUUGGUUUUACUAUUAUGACCCAGUGCCUUCCAGCUGGUUUGUUUAUGUUGGCGGGUGCCUACCAGAUGGCCGUGUGGGCGCUAGGAAAGCACAAACUCUACAAGAAGGAGUUCUCGGACUACCCGAAGAGCCGCAAAGCCAUCUUUCCUUUUGUUCUGUGAACAAACGAACAUUCCUAGUGAUACAUUGUUCCAACACUAAAAGACUAUUAAAAUAAUUCAGAUAAGAAAGAAAAUCUGGUGUCGUGCAUUUUGUUUUUUGUUAGCAUUUAUACUGUCUGAAUAAAAAUGUUAUUUGAGGUAAAAAAAAG